Messenger RNA from Ochotona curzoniae (black-lipped pika), 1346 nucleotides. RefSeq names its product blood vessel epicardial substance (gene POPDC1). The record is from RefSeq and is a predicted model, not a curated record. Gene Ontology annotation, cellular component: sarcolemma. NCBI's taxonomy places the organism in Eukaryota, Metazoa, Chordata, Mammalia, Lagomorpha, Ochotonidae. The transcript has 7 exons. The coding region runs from base 9 to 1091 and encodes 360 amino acids. Gene Ontology annotation, molecular function: cAMP binding.
UUGUCAAGAUGAACUAUACAGAGUCCAGCCCAUUGGCAGAAUGGGCUACAGAAGGUUUUACAUCUGAGUUUGAAAAUAUCAUACCCGUGCCUUCCAAUAUCACCACUUGUGAAAACUGGAGAGAGAUACAUCAUCUGGUUUUUCAUGUAGCAAACAUCUGUUUUGCAAUUGGAUUGGUUAUUCCAACCACACUUCACCUUCAUAUGAUACUUCUUAGGGGAAUGAUGACCAUAGGGUGCACCCUUUAUAUCGUCUGGGCCACUCUCUUCCGAUGUGCCUUGGAUAUCAUGAUCUGGAACUCAGUGUUUUUGGGUGUCAACAUGUUACAUCUUUCCUAUCUUUUAUAUAAGAAAAGACCGGUGAAGAUCAACAAGGAGCUCCAUGGCAUCUACCGGCGAUUGUUUGAACCACUCCGGGUGCCUCCAGAUUUGUUCAGAAGAUUAACCGGACAGUUUUGCAUGAUUCAGACAUUGAAAAAGGGCCAGACCUACGCUGCAGAGGAUAAAACCUCGGUUGAUGACCGUCUGAGUAUUCUCCUGAAGGGAAAAAUGAAGGUCUCCUAUCGAGGACAUUUUCUGCAUAACAUUUACCCCUGUGCCUUUAUAGAUUCUCCAGAAUUUAGAUCAACUCAGAUGCACAAAGGUGAAAAAUUCCAGGUAACCAUUGUUGCAGAUGAUAACUGCAGAUUUUUAUGCUGGUCAAGAGAAAGAUUAACCUACUUUCUGGAAUCGGAACCUUUCUUAUAUGAAAUAUUUAGGUAUCUUAUAGGCAAAGACAUUACAAAUAAACUCUACUCACUGAAUGAUCCCACCUUAAAUGAUAAAAAGGCCAAGAAACUGGAGCAGCAGCUCAGCCUCUGCACUCAGAUCUCCAUGCUAGAGAUGAGGAACAGCAUCGCCAGCUCCAGCGACAGUGAAGACGGCUUGCAUCAGUUUCUGCGGGGCUCCUCCAGCGGAUCCUCACUUCAUAUGUCCUCCCCACACCAGCGCGCCUCAGCCAAGAUGAAGCCAAUAGAAGAAGGGGUGGAAGAUGACGAUGAGGUCUUUGAAUCUGUGUCUCCAAAUACACUCAAAGCCCGUCAGCUGCCUUGAUCAGGGAGACAAUUGGAGUGACUGAGAUGGAAUGGGCUUGAAGAGAUCAUGACAAAUACCAGCACUUUCUCGUGGGCUUUUAGGUUAUUCUGUUUUAGCACAUCCAAACUAGCAGGGUCUGAGGGCAGGAACGGAGGGAAGGGUUGAGGUGGGAAGGUCAUCCUCCUGAUCUUUUCUUUGGUCAGCUUUUCAAAUAGUUCAUUUACUGAGCCCUCCGACCAGACCUCAUUCUAUUUUGAGAUCAUAUUUCACAGU